Schistosoma turkestanicum is the source of this 1569-nucleotide messenger RNA. NCBI's taxonomy places the organism in Eukaryota, Metazoa, Platyhelminthes, Trematoda, Strigeidida, Schistosomatidae. The record is from the annotation of a GenBank genome assembly.
UUCGUUUUCAAGGUCAGCCCCUGAAAGACCAGUAAACUUGCUUAAGCUUCUUCGUGACUCUACUUUUUGUUCAACCAAUUCUUAUCUAGAAAAUGAAAUCAAUUUGCAUUCCACUAAAUGAUGUCCAACUAUGCAUCUUAUUGCUUUUCGUACAGCAUGAUACUAUAAUACAAAAAAUUGUGUCUACUGAUUAUUACUAGCUUAAGUAUAUAUAUAUAUAUAUAUUCGCUUAGAGGUCGAGUAUUCUUGUCAAUUCCGAGAAUAAGAUUACGAUACCAAAAUUUAAUACUUCCUGGAUUUUUGCUUCGCCUUUGUGUAAAAUUUUAUAGAUUACGCAAUCUUCAUUUUUAGGUAUAAGAUAUGUGCAUCCAGUUUGAUUAUUUUUCAUACUGAAACAGAAAACAGUUCAAAACGGUUUAAUAUAUCGAAAAAGCUCAUGAAUUUUUGUCACUUGACCUUUCCAUCUAUUCUAUUCAACUUUUAUGAAAGCAACAAAGAUUCGACAGGCAUUUUGCCAUGGCUUGUGGUCACCUACUAAGUCUGAAUUUCUUUUUUCUCUCAACUGUCUUUCUCUGAGUGAGCAGCAAGUAGCUUUGCGUUUCGCCUACCAACGAGAUGUACUCAGUUCCAUAGUUGGAAAGUUACUUAUCCGUGGAACGGCUGUACGAUACCUUAAAAUUUCUCCACAUGAUGUUAAACUGGAUCGUUCCUUGGAGGGGAGACCAUAUUUGUUGGAUCAUUCUGACGUGUUGGACUUCAAUAUUUCACAUGGUGGUGACUUCACCAUAAUUGCCGCAACUUCUGGAGGCCGAUGUGGGGCUGACGUCAUGCCCAUAGAACUUCCACCGUUUCAAAGGUCCGUAAAUGAAUUCGUUUUAAAGAUGAAGAACACACUUUCUUCUGCAGAACUGGACCGUAUUUUAUCUCCUGGAUCCGAAGCUGAAAAAAUAAGAAGAUUUUAUGAACACUGGUGUUUUAAGGAAGCUUAUGUUAAAGCUUUAGGAUGUGGAAUUCGUAUCCCCUUAAAAACAAUAGAAUGCAACUUCUCUGAUGAUGGUGGCAAUGAACUCUCAAUUGGUAAUGGGCUCAAAAAUCAGUCACAUCAAAAUUGGACAUUUGAGAAACAUAGUUUACCUGAAAAUCACUUGGCAGUAGUUGCUUGGUUAGAAAAUAAUUAUGUGGAUACCAAGUCCAUUACUUCAUUUUCCCAACUGACAUUUGAACAGUUAGUAGAUAAGUUAGCAAUCCUAUCUCCUGUGAAUAAUACUGCUUGGGAUCAAUUUUUAAAGAAGCCUCAUUCACCACCAUCAUCUCGUCAACGACUCCAAGUUAAUUAAUUUAUAUUUAAUUAAUUUUUCACAUUUAGUCUUUAAAAAUAUAUGUCGAUCGUUGAUGUUGAGUUAUAAAGUAUUUUAUUUAAGAAAAAAUUUUGUAAAAUUAUGAAAUAAAAAUUUUACUGCUCCACUUUAUUUUAAGUUUCAUAAGCCAUUAAGGAAAAUUAAUUCGAAGAUCAACUUUAGGUAAAUCAUUGGACCAUAUUAAAAAAUCGUCACUGUAAUCAGGUUUGAU